CACUGACCUUCAGUGCCUCGGCUCCAGUGCCAUGGCGCCUUCCAGGAAGUUCUUCGUUGGGGGGAACUGGAAGAUGAACGGGAAGAAGCAGAAUCUGGGGGAGCUCAUCGGCACUCUGAAUGCGGCCAAGGUGCCGGCGGACACCGAGGUGGUUUGUGCUCCCCCCACUGCCUAUAUCGACUUCGCCUGGCAGAAGCUAGAUCCCAAGAUUGCUGUGGCUGCACAGAACUGCUACAAAGUGACUAAUGACUUUACUGGGGAGAUCAGCCCUGGCAUGAUCAAAGACUGCGGAGCCACGUGGGUGGUCCUGGGGCACUCAGAGAGAAGGCAUGUCUUUGGGGAGUCAGAUGAGCCGAUUGGGCAGAAAGUAGCCCAUGCUCUGGCUGAGGGACUCGGAGUAAUCACCUGUAUUGGGGAGAAGCUAGAUGAAAGGGAACCUGGCAUCACUGAGAAGGUUGUUUUCGAGCAGACAAAGGUCAUUGUAGAUAAUGUGAAAGACUGGAGCAAGGUCGUCCUGGCCUAUAAGCCUGUGUGGGCCAUUGGUACUGGCAAGACUGCAACACCCCAACAGGCCCAGGAAGUACAGGAGAAGCUCCAAGGAUGGCUUAAGUCCAACGUCUCUGAAGCAGUGGCUCAGAGCACCCCUAUCAUUUAUGGAGGCUCGGUGAAUGGGGCAACCUGCAAGGAGCUGGCCGGCCAGCCUGAUGUGGAUGGCUUCCUUGUGGGUGGUGCUUCCCUCAAGCCCAAAUUUGUGGACAUCAUCAAUGCCAAACAAUGAGCCCCAUCCAUCUCCCCUACCCUUCCUGCCAAGCCAGGGACUAAGCAGCCCAGAAGCGCAGUAACUGCCCCUCCCCUGCACAUGCUUCUGAUGGUGUCACCUGCUCCUUCCUGUGGCCUCAUCCAAACUGUACCUUCCUUUACCAUUUAUAUUUUCACCCUGUAAUGGCUGGGACCAGGCCAAUUCCUUCCCCACUUACUAUAAUGGUUGGAACUAAAUGUCACUAAGGUGGCUUCUCCUCGUCUGAGAGGUGGAAGGGGUGGGAUUUGCUCCUGGGUUCCCUAGGCCCUAGUGAGGGCAGGAGAGAAACCAUCCUCUCCCUUCUUACACUGUGAGGGCAAGAUCCUCCCCUCCGAAGGCAGGAGUGCUGCCCUCUCCCAUGGUGCCCAUGCCUGUGUGCUGUGUACGUGAACCACCCACAUGUGAGGGAAUAAACACCUGGCACUAG
Macaca mulatta (Rhesus monkey) is the source of this 1226-nucleotide messenger RNA. The record is from RefSeq and is a predicted model, not a curated record. Lineage: Eukaryota; Metazoa; Chordata; Mammalia; Primates; Cercopithecidae.